UUCCGAUUGGGCUCCCAUGACUCUCUUCUCCAUGGGAAUGAAACCAAUCAUCCUUUCCCUCUCACUCCUCUCGCCCGAAAAAUCAAAACCGGGAAUGAGGGCGGUGACAAAGAUGGAAUCGUGCGUUCAGGUAUGUCUCCCUCCACUGUCAGUGUUCACUGUGAAUCCCUCCGCCUCAUUGAUAUCGGGGAGGAUUCUAAUGGUGUUUAUUUUAGGCGAAUGAAAAUGAUUGUUUCCUUAUCCACUCUUCCUCUCUUAGUUGGUCUCCAAGAAUCAUUAGAUGGGUUCAAUGUUGCCAUUGCUGCCGAGUCAGGCGAGAGCGGUUAUCUGCUGGUAAAGGAA
Molecule: messenger RNA, 342 nt
Organism: Linum tenue
Lineage: Eukaryota; Viridiplantae; Streptophyta; Magnoliopsida; Malpighiales; Linaceae
Source: the annotation of a GenBank genome assembly